Juglans regia (Persian walnut) is the source of this 701-nucleotide messenger RNA. RefSeq names its product histone H2AX-like. Gene Ontology annotation, cellular component: nucleosome. The transcript is spliced from 2 exons. Gene Ontology annotation, molecular function: DNA binding; structural constituent of chromatin; protein heterodimerization activity. NCBI's taxonomy places the organism in Eukaryota, Viridiplantae, Streptophyta, Magnoliopsida, Fagales, Juglandaceae. The record is from RefSeq and is a predicted model, not a curated record. The coding region runs from base 124 to 558 and encodes 144 amino acids.
AAGCACUGCCUUUCUUGCCAUCCACCAACAAAGAGAAGAAAAUCGCAAAGGAGCUAGGGUUAGGGUUUUCGGUGGUCUAUCUCUUUUACCUCUUCGUCCGGUUUUCGAUUAAUCAUCGUUGAGAUGAGUUCGACGGGAGCUGGUGGUGGUGCGUCUACCAAGGGCGGUAGGGGCAAGCCGAAGGCCUCGAAGUCUGUGUCCAGGUCGCAUAAGGCUGGUCUUCAGUUCCCGGUGGGGAGGAUCGCUAGAUUUCUCAAGGCUGGCAAGUACGCCGAACGUGUUGGUGCCGGAGCUCCCGUCUACCUCUCGGCUGUGCUCGAGUACCUCGCGGCUGAGGUGUUGGAGCUUGCUGGGAACGCAGCGAGAGACAACAAGAAGAACCGAAUUGUGCCGAGGCACAUCCAGCUUGCUGUGAGGAAUGACGAGGAGCUGAGCAAGCUAUUGGGGUCUGUGACCAUUGCAAAUGGAGGUGUUUUACCCAACAUCCACCAGACUCUUCUGCCGAAGAAGGUUGGCAAAGGCAAAGGCGAUAUUGGAUCGGCUUCUCAGGAGUUCUAAGCACUUUCAAGUCUCCUUCGUAUCACAGUGUGUAAUAUAUACCUGCUAUGCAAUUUUGUACCCGAGUUAUUGGGAUUUUUUGUUCUUGUUAAUGAAAUCAAUCAAAUUAGCUUUUUGAUUCUGUGCCUUCGAGGCUUUCUAAA